GUUUUGCAUUAGAGCCAUUGUAGGAGGCUAUUCUGUAGGAAACAAAACCCAGAAUGUAGAGAUAAGAAAGACCAUAUUCAUCUUCAGACUGGUCCUGCAGAUUGAUAUUAUUCUUUAAAUCCAUCUGCAAUGGAAAUGCUGUUUCUUCUGCUGAUUUUCUCAGCAGAGACUCUUGGCCUCGACCCCUGUGAUAAUUACACAGUGCUGGAUAAUGCUUGGAGGGCCACAAGCAACAGAGUCUCUUCCACAGUAAUGUGUGACCGUAAUGUCCAGUGGGUUGGAUGGUAUCGUCUCUUCCUUAAUGACCGAAGUGCUCAGAUGUCAGACACAUGUGUUAAAGAAAACAUCUGUGGCACUCAUGCCACUCUUUGGCUAAACGGUCAACAUCCAAGAAUGGAGGAUGGGGCGGUCACCCGAGAUGUCUGUGGUAGCUGGAACAACAACUGCUGCUAUUUUAAAUCCACUCCAAUUAAUGUAAAAGCAUGUCCAGGACAAUAUUACAUCUAUGAGCUCAAAAGCCCAAUUGGCUGCCAUUUUGCAUAUUGUGCAGUGAUUGAUGAAUGUGGUAUCAUGUGUGGGCCAAACGCAUUCUGUCACAACAACAACGGAAGCAUCUCAUGCUCUUGUUUGGGUGGAUAUAUUGCCACAAAUAUGAAUGAAAUGAUCAGUAGAAAUAACCCAUGUACAGAUGUGGAUGAAUGUCAAGCAAGUCCAUCUGUGUGUGGUCCAAAUGCCUACUGCACAAAUGUAAAGGGAGGUUACAACUGCUCAUGCUCGGAAGGAUUUUCUGCAACAUUCCCAGAUCUCAUCAUCAGCAUCAAUAACAUAUGCAUGGCUUAG
Messenger RNA from Triplophysa rosa, 840 nucleotides. RefSeq names its product pancreatic secretory granule membrane major glycoprotein GP2-like. The record is from RefSeq and is a predicted model, not a curated record. Bases 130 to 840 code for a protein of 236 amino acids. The transcript is spliced from 6 exons. Gene Ontology annotation, molecular function: calcium ion binding. NCBI's taxonomy places the organism in Eukaryota, Metazoa, Chordata, Actinopteri, Cypriniformes, Nemacheilidae.